AUGUUCAGCGCACUCAAAGGACUUUUCAAGGAAGCUGGCGUCAAGGACGUAAUCACCUUGUUCCACUCGCCCAAGUCGCCUGCCUCGAUCCGCGUCCACACUCUGCUCAAGCAGACUGCCGGUGCUGCCCAAUCUACCGCCACUAUCGACCAAGCUUCUUCCCAUCCUCAGCAAUCCAAGAUUGAGAGAACCGACUUCGAACUCGACGUUCAAGAAGGAAUCCCAACAAACGAUCAACUUACGAACAUCUUCGAGUACCUUGGCCAAGACAAGAUUGGAAGCGUUGUCGAUGGCGCCUCAACUCCCACCGAAGCUUUGAGAAAGCUCAAGGAGAACGGAAGUCUUUUCCAGAGACCGCUCGUGGUGGAUUGGGGCAACGGACGUGCUGUAAGCGGAGACAACGAGUCUGAGAUUAUGAAGCUGCUACAAACCCCUCCCAAGGCCUAA
Aureobasidium melanogenum CBS 110374 is the source of this 447-nucleotide messenger RNA. RefSeq lists its product as uncharacterized. Gene Ontology annotation, cellular component: mitochondrion. Gene Ontology annotation, molecular function: oxidoreductase activity. NCBI's taxonomy places the organism in Eukaryota, Fungi, Ascomycota, Dothideomycetes, Dothideales, Saccotheciaceae. The record is from RefSeq and is a predicted model, not a curated record. Bases 1 to 447 code for a protein of 148 amino acids. The transcript is spliced from 4 exons.